UCAAUCCUAACGUGACGCUAGCACGAAAUAGAAAAAAACUUGGAGCGUCGUGUUGGCUCUGAAAGAUUCAAAUAUAAGAAAAAUUCUUGAAAAUAUUUUGUAAACAAACAUUUAUUUGGUGCGUGCGCUGUCGCCAUGUCUGAGAGCCAAGAAAAUUGUCGGAAACACAAAUUAGGAUUAGCUGCUGAUGGGAAUUAUCAGGACGAUGGUGAAGACAGAAACGAUGGUGAUGGCGUCAUCGGGCCUUCAUUGUCCGAAACAUUUAAUGUCAUGCCAAAAAAAUUGAAAGUUUUGAAGCAUGAAAAAGUCUACAUAGAGAACUUGCCUAGUGCGGAAUCAUAUGAAAAGAGUUACAUGCAUCGGGAUGUUGUCAAUUAUGUAGCUGUCACUAAGACUGAUUUUGUGAUAACAACAAGUUGUGAUGGUCAUCUGAAGCUUUGGAAGAAGAAUGAUGGAGAUGGCAUUGAAUUUGUUAAGCAUUUCAGAUGCCACACAAGUAGCAUAGCUGAUCUGGCUGUCAGUUGGAAUGGAGAAUUCUGUUCAACCUCAUCAGACGACAAAAUCAUUAAAAUAUUUGAUGUCGCCAACUUUGAUAUGAUCAACAUGCUGAAAGUUGACUACAGUGUCAAGUGCUGUUGCUGGCUCUAUUCCCCUGGAGACCCCAUCGUCGCCAUUGCUGUUGCAGAUAAAGAGAGUAGCAAGAUAUACGUGUAUGAUAGUAAGGCAGCUUCUCAAUGUCUCCAUGUUUUUGACCAACUCCAUUAUAAACCCGUCAUCAUUAUGAAGUAUAACGCCAUCUUCCACACAGCCAUCUCUGUUGAUAGCUCAGGGAUGAUGGAGUAUUGGACGGGGCCAAGAUUUGAUUACUCCUUUCCAAAAAAUGUUCACUGGAAGUUUAAAACUGAAACAGAUCUCUUUGAAUUUGUUAAGUCAAAAACAUUGCCGUUGAGUGUCAGCAUAUCUCAUGAUGGACAACAAUUUGCUACCAUUUCAAAAGAUAGAAAGAUUCGAGUCUUCAGGUUUUCAACUGGCAAGUUGACGAAAGUUUUGGAUGAAUCACUGCAGAGGUUUACAGAAGCUAAUCAGACGAAGCUGCAGAUAUCCAACAUGGAGUUUGGCAAGAGGAUGGCAGUAGAGAAGGAUCUUGAGAGGUCGGAAGCAUUCAACUACUGCAAUGUUGCUUUCGAUCAAAGUGGGUACUUCCUCCUCUAUUCAACCUUUCUUGGCAUCAAAGUUGUGAACUUGCAGACGAACAGAUGUGUUCGCGUCAUAGGUAGGACGGAGAACGCACGAUUCCUACAUCUGGCACUCUUCCAAGGGACGGCUAAUAAGCCGAGAGCAGCCAUCACGAUGGAGAUGGAGGCCUCUGAUAACCCCGUCCUCAAGGGGGUGAAGUUUGAUCCCACACUUUUCUGCACUGCUUUCAAGAAGAACAGGUUUUAUCUCUUUUCAAGUAGAGAACCGAUAGAAAAACAGAGCGAAACCAACGAUAGGGAUGUUUUCAACGAAAGACCAUCGAAAGAAGAAAUGGUGUCGGCCACGCAAGAUGUCUCGUACACGCGCAUCUCCGAUUCAGCUAUCAUGCACACCACCAUGGGCGACGUUCACAUCAAACUUUUCCCCAAAGAGUGUCCUAAAACUGUUGAAAACUUUUGUGUGCACAGUCGUAAUGGUUAUUACAACGGGCACAUCAUUCACAGAGUUAUCAAGGGCUUCAUGAUUCAAACUGGAGACCCAACUGGCAUAGGAACAGGGGGCGAGUCGAUAUGGGGAGGUGAGUUCGAGGAUGAGUUCCAUGCAAACUUGAAGCAUGACGUUCCAUACACACUGAGCAUGGCAAAUGCGGGACCCAACACUAACGGAUCUCAGUUCUUCAUCACCGUAGUCCCAACACCAUGGCUUGAUAAGAAGCACACAGUAUUUGGCAGGGUGACCAAGGGGAUGGAUGUCGUCCAGAAGAUAUCACUCGUCAAAACCAACCCUAAGACUGAUAAACCUCACGACGAUAUUUCUAUAAUUAGUGUGACUAUUAAAUAACUAUAUAUUGAAUUUUCAUUUUAUUUUUAAUAACAAAAAACAGAAGAAUAUUUUUAAAACAAUUUAUUUUUUUGUUUGUUGUUCUUUCCAUUCGUCAUCAUUGACGUCAUAAUCCUUCAUUGACUUAUCCAGCAGCCUCCAUCUUCCAAACACCCCAUAAUCCACAAUCCUAUCCUUCCAAUCCAACCAGCCCACCUUCAUGUACUGGCAAUGUGCUUCAUACAAAUCAACGUCGGCACUGAAAUUAUCAACCCACAUAACAGAGAAUGCCCCAAAUGUAAAUCUUUUUAGAGUGCCACUAUUUAGGUGUCUGAUUAUUUUUUGGGUGUGUUCAUCUGUUGAUUUAUUUCUUAUUGAGUCUCCGAUUAUUGAUAGGUCAUUGGCAUUUUCUAACAACUGUUCGAUGAAUUGUUCUUCUGUUGGGUUGGUGUGGACGAGAUAACAAAAUGAGGCAAUUCCUGCCACAUACGAUGAGGCCUGCAAUGGGUGGCUUCUGGCAUCUUUGAUUGUAUCUAAAAUGACUAAUUUGUAAUCUCCGUAUAUGUUCUUGAAGUAGUUUACUGCAAAAGAAAAAUUUUAGUCAGGUU
This is a messenger RNA of Helobdella robusta, 2624 nucleotides long. RefSeq lists its product as hypothetical. Bases 136 to 2037 code for a protein of 633 amino acids. Lineage: Eukaryota; Metazoa; Annelida; Clitellata; Rhynchobdellida; Glossiphoniidae. The record is from RefSeq and is a predicted model, not a curated record. Gene Ontology annotation, molecular function: peptidyl-prolyl cis-trans isomerase activity; protein binding. Gene Ontology annotation, biological process: protein peptidyl-prolyl isomerization. The transcript has 19 exons.